Molecule: messenger RNA, 988 nt
Organism: Myxocyprinus asiaticus (Chinese sucker)
Lineage: Eukaryota; Metazoa; Chordata; Actinopteri; Cypriniformes; Catostomidae
Product: nucleolar protein 7-like
Exons: 8
Coding region: 84-695 (203 amino acids)
Cellular component (GO): nucleus
Molecular function (GO): RNA binding
Source: RefSeq, a predicted model, not a curated record
UCGCCUGUCUUUCAUGUUUGUUCAAUGUUGUUGGCUUUUAAUAUGGCGAUACUUGUCCAACGUGGGUGCUGAAAUGAUUUUUAAUGUUUAAAAACAGUGAUAAAAUGUCAGAACUGACCCAGACUCCGUAUGAGUCCAGUGACGAUGAACUCCCCGAGGAGGUCGCUUUUGAUGAGUCCAAAACUGCUGCGUUGAAGAGUGUAAAAGACGCGCUAGAGUCAGCCAGAAGAGAAAAGAACAUAUUGAAGGAGAAGCGAAGGAAAAGACAGCUGCUUUUUCAAGAGCAAAAGAAGAGAAAGUGUCUUCCUGAAGACCUUUUGGAGGAAUUUGAUGCCUUGCCUCAAAAACGGCCCAAGACAAAGGACAACAAAGAUGAGGAAGAGACAGAGGAGGUUAAAAAGUCCAAGACGGUCCCCAAAAGUUUGCAGGACAGCUACAGUGUAGUGAGGCUGAAGGAUGAGUCAGCUGCCAAAACAAUGCAACAAAGCGCCAUGGAUUUCAUUCAUUCCCGGCUUUACGGACCAGGAACCAAAAGAACCACCAAUGCAGAGCAUCUAUCUCUCCAAAAGAAAAGGGGUCUCAAUCAAGGUGCAGCUGUAGAGUUUGAGAAUAAAAAAUGGGGCGCUUAUCAUAAAGUGAAGGCUGAAAAGUCCAACAAGAGAUUUAUACAAAAACAGAAACUGGUUCCUUCCUGAGUCCUAAAACAUGAGAAAGAACUGGUGGAUUAUGAGUGCAACAUCCUGGAACCGCUUCACCUUCUGGUGUUCUCUGAUUCACUUGAGGAUCAUGUCUGGAGACAGCCUCACAUGUACAGCUGCUGCAUUACCGGGGAUCAUAUAUUUAACAAGGACACCUUUUGUUAUUUCAAACCUUCAUUAAGCCUCAUCUAUAGUUAAUAUUCAGACAUAUGAGUAAUUUGUUUGUUUGUUGUGCAUCAAAUAAGAUUCAAGCGAUGAGUCUUUGCUCAAUAAAAUGACCAAUUUCUUGA